CGCGAACGGCUUCUGGGCGGGGCCGGUCCCUCGGACGAUUGGACCUAGCUUGGCGCGGAAUCCGUGAAUUGCCCGCAGCCCGAGGGUGCAGCUCCCGGACUGACUGGCUCUGCCCUUCCCCAUGGACGCCUCCUCUAGCCCGUGGAAUCCAACCCCGGCUCCUGUCAGCAGCCCUCCCCUGCUGCUCCCCAUCCCUGCCAUCGUCUUCAUCGCUGUGGGCAUCUAUUUGUUGCUGCUGGGUCUAGUCCUGCUGACUAGGAACUGCCUGCUGGCCCAGGGCUGCUGCGCGGACGGUAGCUCCCCCUGCAGGAAGCAAGGUUCCUCCGGGCCCCCAGACUGCUGCUGGACCUGUGCAGAAGCCUGCAACUUUCCUCUGCCUAGCCCGGCCCACUUCCUGGAUGCCUGCUGCCCCCAGCCCACCAGAGCUGACUGGGCACCUCGCUGCCCCCGCUGCUGCCCACUCUGCGACUGUGCCUGUACGUGCCAGCUCCCCGACUGCCAGAGCCUCAACUGUCUCUGCUUCGAGAUCAAGCUCCGAUGA
Pan troglodytes (chimpanzee) is the source of this 541-nucleotide messenger RNA. RefSeq names its product keratin-associated protein 10-2. The record is from RefSeq and is a predicted model, not a curated record. The transcript is spliced from 5 exons. NCBI's taxonomy places the organism in Eukaryota, Metazoa, Chordata, Mammalia, Primates, Hominidae. Bases 122 to 541 code for a protein of 139 amino acids.